Fusarium pseudograminearum CS3096 is the source of this 810-nucleotide messenger RNA. RefSeq lists its product as uncharacterized. The record is from RefSeq and is a predicted model, not a curated record. Bases 1 to 810 code for a protein of 269 amino acids. The transcript has a single exon. NCBI's taxonomy places the organism in Eukaryota, Fungi, Ascomycota, Sordariomycetes, Hypocreales, Nectriaceae.
AUGAGAGGGCUCAGUGUUCUUAUUCUAGCUACAAUAGGUUUUUCACCUCCUUCUACAGCCAAGCACGUAUUCUACAAUGCAGGCAAUCUUGAAGGCUGGGACUAUAUUCUCAAGGAAAACAAGGGAACUGUCCAGGUUGACAAAGAUGUCGCAAACAACGGCAACACCUCGAUCAAAAUUACCCAGACUUAUACCCCCGGUUACCAAGGCCGCUAUCACUCCGAGGUCCACCACAAUAACCGGGGAUACAAACGCAACGACGAAUUCUUCUACGGCUUCUCAUUUCGACUGAUGGAGGACUGGGAUUUUCAAAACCAGUCUUACAAUCUAGCACAAUUUAUCGCCAAUCGCGAAGGGGCUGGUUGCGGCAACGAUGACUGGAAGCCAUCGUCGCUAUUCUGGCUUGAACAAGAUCAGCUAGCAUCACGACUCGUAUCUGGUCCCUUCUGGCAACCCAACUGUACUCGGCAAAUUGACGAAUUUCGAGGACUUGCCAAGAUCACCGCUGGUGAAUGGCACCGAGUGGUGAUCCACGCCUCAUGGAGGAAUGACACGUCCGGGUUCUAUAGAAUGUGGGUAGAUGGUACACAGGUCCUGCAUCAGAAAAAUCGAAAGACGACAUUGGACGAUAACAGCACAUAUCAGUUCCAUGUCGGCCUGUAUGCGAAUGGAUGGCAUGAUGACGGAGGCAUAUUGGGAAACCAAGCUUAUCGUGAAGUUUGGUAUGACGAUAUUGUCAUUGGAACGGAAUUCAGGGAUAUUCAUGUUGACAAGAUUGGAAUUAUUCAUGAACUCGAAGGGAAACAGUAA